CGUGCUAGUCAAGCCAAAGCCCAAAUCUGCAAACAAGAAGUGACAUAUCUGGGCUUUAUCAUCAAGAAGAACACUCAACUUUUAGCUGCCAGCAGGACCCAGGCAAUCAAUUGUAUACCCCAGCCCCGGAAAAAAGAAUUACGAGUUUUCCUGGGCAUGGCAGGGUACUGCCAGAUCUGGAUCCUGAACUACGCUGCCCUGACACAGUCCCUCUAUGAACUCUUGAAACAGAAAGUCCCUGAAUCCGGGACCCUAGACUGGACAUCUAAAGCAAAAGAGAGCCUCCGGAAUCUUAAAUCAGCCCUUACCAGUCCACCCGCUCUAGGACUACCUGAUAUCAGCAAGCCCUUCCACCUCUAUGUAGACGAAAAGAAGGGCACAGCCGUGGGCGUUCUGACCCAGAGAGUGGGUUCGUGGAAUCGGCCUGUAGCAUACCUAAGCAAGAAUACUGAUCCUGUGAGCAGAGGUUGGCCAGGAUGUCUCCGAUGUAUCGCCGCCGCAUGCCUGCCCUUAACUGAAGCCAUUAAACUUACCUAUGGGCAGCACAUAGAAAUCACUGCCUCACACUCCAUGAAAGCUCUGCUGGAAACCCACGGACCAAAGUGGAUGACCAACUCCCGACUUGUCAAAUACCGAGCACUGCUGUGUGAGAACCCUAACGUGCAAGUGAAUGACUGCGUAGCCCUGAACCCUGCGACUCUGAUGCGCUUGCCUGAGCCAGUUAUACAUGAUUGCCAAGAAAUAAUGGACACCGUCCAUUCUAGCAGACCCGACCUAAAAGACAGCCCUGUGCCUGGCAGCAUCGUCCUUUUCACUGAUGGAAGCAGUUUUGUCCAGCACGGUGUCAGAAAGGCGGGUUACGCCAUAGUAACAGAAGAUGAGGUCCUAAUCGCUGAAGCGCUUCCACCUGGCACGUCCGCUCAGAAAGCUGAACUCUUAGCUUUAAUCGCUGCACUAGAAUGGGGAAGAGAAAAGAAGAUCACGGUCUACACAGAUUCAAAAUAUGCAUUUCUUACUCUCCAAGUACACGGAGCAUUGUACCGAGAGCGAGGGUUCCUCACAGCCGAAGGAAGAGAAAUAGCACAUUCACAAGAGAUCCAGAGGCUCUUACAAGCUGUAUGGCUACCAGAGAAGGUUGCGGUGAUUCACUGCAGAGCACACACCGGGAAAUCUAACCCAAUUGCUCGAGGGAACCAGAGGGCGGAUCAGGCUGCCAAAGACGCCGCCAACCAGCCAGUACGAGAAACAAGCCACGCCCUCUUGAUUUCCCUGCCACCUCUUGCCAUGACGCCUCCACAAUGCCAUCUAGGCAAAGAAGCCCUUCGGCAUCUGAUCGAAAAGACCAUGUACAUAGACAAGUUAGCCACCCACUGCAUGGAAGCUUCCAAAAGAUGUGUCACCUGUGCACGAAAUAACCCAAAGAAAGGACCUGUGCUUCCCCCAGGCCAGAUACUCCGAGGCAGCCGACCCUUUCAAGUUAUGCAAAUUGACUUCACCCACAUGCCGCCAGCUGGAGGCUACAAGGUCGCCCUCGUAGCCGUAUGCACGUUCUCGGGAUGGGUAGAAGCAUGGCCAGUCAGAUCAGAAGGGGCAAGAGAAGUAGCGAAACACCUGAUCCAAGACCUCAUCCCUCGCUAUGGCCUGCCCCAGCAGCUGAACUCUGACAAUGGACCAGCUUUCCAAGCCGAGCUCACUGAAAAACUUAGCAAAGCACUUCAUAUAGACUGGAAGCUACACUGUGCUUGGAGACCGCAGAGCAGCGGGGCAGUAGAAAGAGCCAACCAGACCCUGAAACUACACCUUCGCAAAAUGUGCGCAGAAACACACUCUAAAUGGACUCAGAUGCUCCCUGUUGCCUUGCUCCACAUGAGGUGCACCCCCCGAAGUAACGGGCUGACUCCAUAUGAACUAGUCUAUGCCAGGCCUCCGCCGCUGCCAGCUACAGUCGAGACCCUGCCACUUCGUGGCGAGAUCAACCUUAAUCGGAUUCUAAAAGAACUGAAUCAGACAGUGCUAGAAAUGAGCCAGCAUACUGAACAGACUCCCUUAGGAAUAGUUAUCCCUGUUCAUGGCUUCAAGCCUGGGGAUGAAGUCUGGGGAGUCUAUGUGCAGAGCAAGGCUGCUCUUGGCUGCGCGGUUUAUAAGCAACAGCGGCGUGCUCAGCUGGUGCUUGCUCAUGAGGAGCACGAGGCGCAGCUGCAGCCUCCUACCUUGAUCAGCCUUGUCUCUCAUCUCUGCGACGGAGCAGCACAAUAUCAACGGCCCUGGGCCGCAGGUUUGCUGGGCAGAUCAGCUGGUCCUCCCCGCGGCUGUGUGGGCCACGGUCUUCCCCGCGCUGACGGCACCUGGAAAAGGCCGCGGGUCGGGAUAGAGGGGCUUGCGGACUCGAAAGGCGCCAUUUACGACCAAGCGCAGAGUAUGCCAGGGGCUCAGACUGUGUAG
This is a messenger RNA of Elgaria multicarinata webbii, 2442 nucleotides long. RefSeq lists its product as uncharacterized. Gene Ontology annotation, molecular function: RNA-DNA hybrid ribonuclease activity; nucleic acid binding. The record is from RefSeq and is a predicted model, not a curated record. Gene Ontology annotation, biological process: DNA integration. Lineage: Eukaryota; Metazoa; Chordata; Lepidosauria; Squamata; Anguidae.